Dunckerocampus dactyliophorus (ringed pipefish) is the source of this 2852-nucleotide messenger RNA. It is a transcript of the gene cln6a, whose product is annotated as CLN6 transmembrane ER protein a. The record is from RefSeq and is a predicted model, not a curated record. Lineage: Eukaryota; Metazoa; Chordata; Actinopteri; Syngnathiformes; Syngnathidae. The transcript has 7 exons. The coding region runs from base 222 to 1022 and encodes 266 amino acids.
UUAAAGUGAGAGGGAAGAAAAAAAACAAGAAGAAGCUCUUCCAGAAUGCCACCAUCGACGAUGGCUGUCACGUUUACAUCCCAGCUGCAUGUUCAUUGGUUGAUAGAUGGACGGGGCGGGACCACCAGGACUGUAAACGGGAAGUGAAAGCUCGGUGACAAAAAGAUGUCUUAGAGUGAUUGUGUUAGUCAUUGCAUCUUUGUCAAGACACGGUGCCGAAAAUGCAGACAGCACGGAGACGUCGGUUCAACGAUUUGACCUUUGACACACAAACAGAAAAUAGCAGCGCGAGUGAAAACAUGACACAGAAGAAAAAGGCAGACUUCCAUUCAGACUUGUGGCUUUACCUGACCCUGCAGAACUGGAUUCUAGACUUUGGAAGACCUAUUGUCAUGAUCAUGCUUCCACUCCAGUGGUUCCCCCUGAAUAAACCUAGCGCUGGAGACUAUUUCCACAUGGCUUACAAUGUGAUAACACCAUUCCUUAUGCUCAGGUUGAUUGAGCGCAGUCCAAGGGCGCUGCCUGGCUCAGCAGUCUACCUGUGCAUCAUCACUUUUGUCAUGGGAGCCAGCAUUCACCUGGUGGGAGACUCCAUCAACCACAGACUCAUCCUGAGUGGCUACCAGCUCCAUCUGUCAGUCCGAGACAAUCCCAUCAUGAGAGAACUCCAGCCUGCCACACUGAUUGACUCCUUUGAAUUGCUGUAUUAUUAUGAUGAACACCUGGGACAUUUAAUGUGGUACAUUCCCUUCUUCACCAUUCUCUUCAUUUACUUCACUGGAUGUUUCACUGAGAUGAAGGAGCAGAAGAAGAUUCCGGUGUCAGGCCAGCUGCUACUUGCACCAAGCGCACUCUAUUAUUGGCUGGAUGACAAGAGGCUUCAUCCUGCAUCUGUCUGUGCAUUCCUUCUACAGUGGAAUGAAUGGAGAGAGUGGACGCUCUUGUCAGCUAUUCAGCCUCUUUGUGGAGGCAGGGCUGCUAGUGAGCGGACCCCACUGAUCUGUACUAAUAAAUCUGGAUAGCUCAUUGGUCAAUGACUUGGGAAGCCACGCGGCCGUCAUAUUACCACUCCCAAUAAAACACUUCUCAGACAAUGACUGAUGUGAGAACUUGUGAGUUGUUAAGUGUGUUGUUAGUUUGUUAGCCACUCACACUAAAUGCAAGGUUAGUCUUCAGACUAACCUUGCACAACAGGUGUGCUUGAGCUUAGUCAUCAGGACUCGGGUAUGAUCAUUUUUAAACAUUCUGUCCAUAACCUACCAUACCUGAGUCAUAACGGCUUUACAUGGAGGGCCGUGGGGGAUAUGUAAACAAACAACCACCACUAGACUACUAAAUCAUUUGCGGUUGCUUGCAAAUAUUAAAAAAUAUGUUGGUUUUUUUUGUUGUUUACCCGAAUUUCAAAUGAACCCCCAUAUGGAGACAAUGUUGAUAUAUUAUUACAUAUUAUAUUACAUAUUAUUCCUGUGGUUUUUGUUCAAAUAUAUUUCUAUAUCAGAAAAGAGAUUAUUUCUAUUUCAUAACACAAACAAAAAAAAUCAUCAAAAUGUGAAAUGAUUUUAAAACUUGUCUCUUUUAUGAUCCAUAUUUUGUACAGACGAGAGCAUAGUGAAUUGUAUGAAAGUAAGAAUAAAAAGUAAAGGAUCAUGACCAUGGAUUUUAGUGGAAAAAAGGGAUGGGAUAUGCAGUUCAAAUGAAAAUCUCUUUCUAGAGGAGUAAAACUAUCAUUGCUAUAGGGGAGUGCUGAGCCAGGGUGCACAGUAGAAUUUAGUCCCAAAGGCAAUGAGAAUUGGAAGGGGAAAAAAGUACAUUUAAUAUAACCAAAAGAUAGAGAAUAACGUAUCAAAUGGUUUUUAAGGGACCAAGGUUGCGUUACUUGAAGGAAUGGGAGAAUCUCCCCGCUUUUUAAUGUCAAAUAUAGAUGUUCUGUUAGCCUCUUCAUCUGCUUUGUACACUAUGUACGCUGUGCCAAUGUAGUCUGCUACGUACGACAUGUGAGUGCUAAGGUGGCCUCUCUGUGGCUUCAGCGGCUUGCAUGGCUGCGUGCGACGUAUGAGCUAUCCAGAUUUAAAUUUUUCAACAAAUUAGCUUGGUGAGAAAGUGUAUGCUAACAUGAAUGAAGGCACAGAAACGAUGGUUUCUAAGGCCAGCGCAGCAGCCCCAGUGAGGGAAUAUUUGGGUUUUAAACAGAAGGAACCAGGUGAGCACAUUAGUUCAAGAGUAGUGAAAAGGGGAACACGACCAACUUACGCUGAGACACAACGCAACGAAAACAAUCCUCGUAGUCCCCUGGAACAUUCUGUGGGAACUGCACCACCUUGGGAGAAAGUGCCAGCCAGGCUUUGUGCUUCACAAGUCUGCCACCCCCCUGCGUCUACAAGUAUGUUAUCCUGCGAAGCAACAUCUCCUCCCACAGCAGGAACUCUGGCACAUUAGCCAGGUCAGAGGGACGCGGUUUGUUUGGCUCCCUGUACUCUUGUUUCGCACAGGCGGCCACAAUGUCCUGGAUUUUAUGUAAUUCAUGGCGAUCGUACACCAGCGGAGAGUCCACGGUCCUCACAACAAACCAUAAGACCAAGAUGAACCAUCACAGUGAGCUGAGGGAAGCCAGACACACCGGCUUAUGUUAUGCCAUAUAAUUCAUGAAAAAAUGGUCUCCAACAUGCAGAUCAAAUCCAUUAUCAAGCAUCAUUUGUAAAAAUGUGCUAUUGUGACAGGCCCAGUGUCAAGUAAAAGUCAAACAUUUUCUAUCAUCAUGAACACAAGUUGGGCAAGCAGAAGCUGCAAAUGCCACACCUUGCAUUCUGGAUGUCUGAGCUUCACGCCUCUCCUGACAUGAUUUACUUUUUUGU